This is a messenger RNA of Mycetomoellerius zeteki, 2112 nucleotides long. Its product is annotated as puromycin-sensitive aminopeptidase-like protein. The record is from RefSeq and is a predicted model, not a curated record. Gene Ontology annotation, biological process: proteolysis; peptide catabolic process. Gene Ontology annotation, cellular component: cytoplasm; membrane. Lineage: Eukaryota; Metazoa; Arthropoda; Insecta; Hymenoptera; Formicidae. Gene Ontology annotation, molecular function: peptide binding; metalloaminopeptidase activity; zinc ion binding. Bases 1 to 2112 code for a protein of 703 amino acids. The transcript has 10 exons.
AUGGACACGAAUACGACUAUGUUUAAACGCAAAAAUGGCUGUACAAUUCCUUGGUAUUGCGCCUCUUUGCUGGGCAUUCUUUUUCUAUUCAGCUUGACCGCUACCGGUUUGUUAGUGUAUUAUUUCGCACCUUGUCAUGAGAAGCAAGUUCCGACAAGCACGGAAACGGAUAUUUUCUCUCCGAUUAUACCAACAAAAAUACAUAUAGAUAUUAGAUUACCGAGAGACGUUGUGCCGGAGUUGUACGAAUUAUGGCUGAUACCAUUCAUAUGGGAAGGCAACUUCACCUUCCACGGCGAGAUCAAAAUUUUGAUAAACGUGACAAACGAUACGGAUAAUGUUACCUUACAUGCCGUCGACAUAAAGAUUGAUGAGGGCUUUACGAGUAUCAGGGAGUACUCGUCUAACGAUAAGAACAACAAUAAGACUACGGUAAUCGGGAUUACAGAGCAGAAAAAAGAUGUCGAUAGACAAUUUCACGUGAUUAAAACGUCGAAGUUGAAAAAAGGAAAACAAUAUAUCGUACAUCUUAAGUUCAUUGGAUAUUUGAACGACAACUUGCACGGUUUCUACAGAAGCUCAUAUACAGUUGAUAAUCAGACAAGAUGGAUUGCUACGACUCAGUUUGAACCGACGGAUGCACGCCGUGCUUUCCCAUGUUUCGACGAACCAGCUUUGAAAGCCAAAUUCCAGAUCAACAUAGCGCGUCCCCAAAACAUGACAUCUAUUUCAAAUAUGCCCAAAAAAGAAAAAACGACACCACUGCCCGAUUUAGAUACGUAUGUAUGGGAUCACUAUGAGCGAUCGGUACCGAUGUCUACGUAUUUGGUGGCUUUCAUAGUUUUCGAUUUUGAUGUAAGAAAAUCAAAAGAUGGCGACUUUAGAGUUUGGGCGCGCCAUGACGCUAUUGCUCAAUCAGAAUAUAGCUUGAGUAUUGGACCGAAAAUGCUUAAAUUCUUUGAGGACUACUUCAAGAUCAAGUAUCCUUUGCCAAAGAUGGAUAUAGUCGCGUUACCAGACUUCGAAGCUGGCGCCAUGGAAAAUUGGGGGUUGAUAACGUCUAGAGAGACCUCGAUGUUGUAUCAGAAAGAGGAGGACGGUAUAACGGACAAUAACAAUAAGCAACUAGUAGCUCUAGUAUUAGCACAUGAGCUCUCGCAUCAAUGGUUUGGGAAUUUAGUAACUCCAAGUUGGUGGUCUGAUCUUUGGUUAAAUGAGGGUUUCGCCAGUUACAUGGAAUACAUUGGCAUGAAUGCGGUGGAACCGGAAUGGAGGGUAAUGGAACAAUUCGUUGUUCACGAAUUUCAAAGUAUAUUUAAUUUAGAUGCUUUAGAAUCUUCCCAUCCUAUAUCCAUUGAAGUCGAUUAUCCGGAUGAAAUCAAUGAAAUCUUUGACACCAUUACUUACGUAAAAGGUUCUGUCGUAAUAAGGAUGAUGGAUCAUUUUCUCACAACAGAUGUUUUUAAGAAGGGUCUGACUAAUUAUUUAAAUGAAAAAGCCUAUCAAAGUGCUAAGUCAAAUGAUUUAUGGUACGCUUUAACCAAACAAGCUCAUAAAGAUAAAAUACUUGAUCCAAACAUAACUGUUAAGAAAAUAAUGGAUACUUGGACUCUGCAAACCGGCUUUCCCGUAGUUACUGUCUUACGAAACUAUAACAAUAGUAGUAUUAAACUGACGCAGGAACGCUUUCUGCUUGAUAAUAAUGUUACAAGAAUCACAUCUGAUAAGUGGGAACCAUUAUGGUGGAUACCAAUCACUUAUACGACUGAGAAGCAAUUAAACUUCAAUAACACUCAACCUACAAAAUGGAUGAAAGCAGAACGUUCGAUCACUCUUAACGAUUUAGAUGUGAACCCGUCUCAAUGGAUACUUUUUAACGUUCAAGAAACUGGUAAUUAUUUCUCUGUGUUGCACAUGUUAAAGCUACUUAAUAAUGCAUACAAGCAAGUCGGUUUCAUUGAUAAACUGGAAGAUCCUCAGAUGACAGUCUUCAAUCGAAUUAAUAUUUUAAAUUGGGCAUGUUAUCUCGACCAUGAGAAUUGCGUUAUGAAAGCUGUGCAAUACUUCAAAUAUUGGCGUAACACUCCUAAUCCAGAUAUUAAUAAUCCGUAA